Messenger RNA from Polyodon spathula (Mississippi paddlefish), 1782 nucleotides. RefSeq names its product CCN family member 3-like. Gene Ontology annotation, biological process: signal transduction; cell adhesion. Gene Ontology annotation, molecular function: heparin binding; integrin binding. Gene Ontology annotation, cellular component: extracellular region; extracellular matrix. The transcript is spliced from 5 exons. Lineage: Eukaryota; Metazoa; Chordata; Actinopteri; Acipenseriformes; Polyodontidae. The coding region runs from base 117 to 1154 and encodes 345 amino acids. The record is from RefSeq and is a predicted model, not a curated record.
UUAUAUAUUAUUCUGCGGCUUUUUAAUAUUGUGCAAAAAGGAAAUACCAGAGAUCUGACCAGCAGGAAAAGUAAAAGACAACAGACUGGGGAAAGUUAAUAAACAGAGAGGACGAGAUGAUACGACUGCAGGCAAGAUUUGUGCAACUGGUUUUCAUUUUCGUUUUUACGCUGUUCUGGUCCCAAGCGAGUGCCCAGCAGUGCUCAUCUCGGUGCUGGUGUCCGACCGAGCCGCCUAUGUGCGCUCCCGGGGUUCAGCUCAUACUCGAUGACUGCGCGUGCUGCCUGGUUUGUGCCCGGCAGCAAGGAGAAGCUUGCUCAGAGAAAAGCCCCUGCGACACACACAAAGCACUGCGCUGCGAUUACAGUGCUGAUCCGAGGAAGAGAGUAGGAGUCUGCAUGGCCUGGGAAGGAGACAUCUGUGUCUUUGAUGGCUCUGUCUAUCAGAAUGGUGAAACAUUCCAGCCUAGCUGCAAAUACCAGUGUGCCUGCAGAGACGGCCAGAUCGGCUGCGUGCCACGCUGCAACCUGGAUGUGCUGCUCCCAGGACCGGACUGCCCCUUCCCCAGGAAAGUGCAACUUCCAGGAGAAUGCUGUGAGAAAUGGGUGUGUGACUCCAAGGCAGAAUCACCCCUUGGGGGGUUUGCGAUGGCUGCUUACAGACAGGAGGACACCUAUGGAGUUGAUGGCUUUGAUCCCAGCGUUAACUGCAUUGAACAGACAACGGAAUGGGGUGCCUGCUCCAAGUCGUGUGGAAUGGGGGUGUCCACACGGGUCACCAACAGGAAUCGCCGCUGCGAGAUGGGCAAGCAGAACCGCCUGUGCAUGGUCAGACCUUGUGAGAAGGAAUAUCAGAAGCAGACAAGCAAGAAGGGGAAAAGGUGUUCCAGAACUAAGAAGUCUAUGAAGGCAACACACUUUGAGUUUAAGAACUGCACCAGUGUACAUGCCUACAAACCCAGGUACUGCGGCGUGUGCAGUGAUGGAAGGUGCUGUACCCCGCAUAGCACCAAAACUGUGCAGGUGGAAUUCCAGUGCCCCAGGGGCAAAAUCAUCAAGAAGACAAUGAUGUUCAUCAAUACCUGUGCCUGCCACAACAACUGCCCAAGGGACAAUGCUAUCUUCCAAAUGUCAGACCCCAUGUUCAGUGGAUAAAAAAUAUAAGUAUUGUGCUACUUUUUUUUUUUUUUUUUUUUUUUUUUACAGGUGGUUAAUGAAUGUGGGUGUCAUUAUUCUAAAGGGAAAGUGUAUGAAAGCACAUUUACAUUUUAACAGUACAGUAGUAUCAAGCACACAUUGUAAUUCGGAAACUACUAUUGUAAUAUUCAGAGCCAGUACUCAUAUACUCUGUUACAUAAUAUAGCCACAUAAACACAUUGUUACAUCAGAAACUUCUUAGUAAUUAGAUGCUUUUAAACAAUAUAAGCUUAAAGGUGUAGCACCCCAUAUUUAUUUUGCUUCAUUGGCUAUAACAGAACUUUAAGAUUGAAUUUAUAAUACUGCUGCAAGUAUUAGUGACAUGAUUGGGAGCAAGCAUGUGUCCCUGUAGCUAAAACCGGCUUUGAUUUAAACGCUGGACCUCAAGGUAGAGAGCUAGAAUAAUGCAAGACCCUACAUUUACACUUUAGUUGUACCAUAUUGUGAAGCACUGCAAAUUUAAGCAAGAAAAAAACCCAGACAUUUCUAAGACUAAAAAUGCAGAACAUUGAUAAAAGACUCUGAGGACACUUUGUUAAUUUAAUUUGCGGCGACAGACACUAUGAAUUGCAAUGACAAAUUAGCA